This is a messenger RNA of Saxophila tyrrhenica, 1914 nucleotides long. RefSeq lists its product as uncharacterized. The record is from RefSeq and is a predicted model, not a curated record. Gene Ontology annotation, biological process: very long-chain fatty acid metabolic process; long-chain fatty acid import into cell. Gene Ontology annotation, cellular component: cytoplasmic side of plasma membrane; peroxisome; lipid droplet. The coding region runs from base 1 to 1914 and encodes 637 amino acids. Gene Ontology annotation, molecular function: long-chain fatty acid transmembrane transporter activity; long-chain fatty acid-CoA ligase activity; very long-chain fatty acid-CoA ligase activity. The transcript is spliced from 4 exons. NCBI's taxonomy places the organism in Eukaryota, Fungi, Ascomycota, Dothideomycetes, Mycosphaerellales, Extremaceae.
AUGGCUCUAGCUACUGGAGCAGCGGUCGCCGGCGUCUCAGCAGCAGCCGCAUACCUCGACGCGAAGUACCACAUCCGAAAAGACCUAGCCAACAUACGAGAAGGCAGACAGAUCGCGAAGCUCGGCCAGAGACUAGCUAAACAAAACCGCCGCUCCCUCUGGUACCAGUUCGAAGAACAAGCCCUCCGCCUGCAAGACGAAGGAUGCAUCUGGUACCGCUCCCAGCCCUCCGAGCCCGCGACAGAAUACACAUGGACACAAGCCUACGAGCAGAGCUGCCGCUACGCUCAAUUCCUUCUCCAAAACGAUGUCCAACCUGGCGAACUCAUAUCGCUCUACCUCGUCAAUAGUCCCGAGUUCAUGUUCAGCUUAGCAGGCAGCUGGGCGAUUGGUAGCGCACCUGCGUUCAUAAACUACAACUUGGGCGGGGACGGGUUGGUACACUGUUUGAAGGUCGCUCAGAGCAAAGUCGUGCUGGUGGAUGGAGACUCCGCCUGUCGGGAGCGGAUAGAAGAACAACGCGACCGCAUCGAGAACGAACUCGGCAUGAAGAUAAUAAUCCUCGACCCCUCCACCAAAUCCCUCAUAUCCUCCCUCCCCGCCACCCGACCCUCCAACACCUAUCGCGACGGCGUGACCGGCGAAUUCCCCAUAUUCAUCUUCUACACCUCCGGCACAACCGGCCACCCCAAAGCCUGCCCCUUCGAAACCCAGCGCUCCUACGGCAUGCCCAUCAGCCGCAAACGCACCACCGGCCUCCGCGGCGGGCCGGGCGCGGAUACCUGGUACAACUGCAUGCCACUCUACCACGGCACAGGAGGGACGACAGCCAUCUCCUGCUUCAUGGGCGGGAUCCGCUUAGCCAUCGGCCGCAAAUUCUCCGUGCGGAAUUUCUGGCGCGAUGUGCAUGAUUCGGAAGCCAACUGCUUCGUCUACGUCGGCGAGACGGCGCGGUAUCUCCUCGCUGCCCCGCCUUCACCGUAUGACAAAGACCACAAACUCAAAGCGAUGUACGGCAACGGCAUGCGUCCGGACGUCUGGCCGAAAUUCAGAGAACGCUUCGCUAUCCCCCGCGUGAACGAGUUCUUCAAUAGCACCGAGGGCAUGUUGUCUUUACUAAACGUCUGCGUCGGCCCCUUCCACGACGCGCACGUAGGACAUCAUGGCGCCAUCUCGCGCUGGCAGCUGAGAGAUACCAUUGUACCCGUUGAGAUCGACCACGAGAACAGCGAGAAGUUGUGGCGAGACCCGAAGACCGGGUUCGCGAGGCGGAAGAGCUAUGAAGAAGGUGGGGAGAUUAUUGUAAGGUGUCGGACGGGGAAGGAGUUUGUGGGGUAUUGGAAUAACGACGAGGCGACCGGUAAGAGGUUCGAGAGGGAUGUUUUGGAGAGGGGGGAUUUGUGGUAUAAGACCGGGGAUGCGCUAAGGCGGGAUGCGGAUGGGAGGUGGUUUUUCUUGGAUCGGUUGGGGGAUACUUACAGGUGGAAAUCCGAAAACGUCAGCACAGCCGAAGUAGCAGAAGUCCUUGGCCGCUUUCCACAAAUCGCUGAAUCGAACGUCUACGGCGUCGAAGUCCCCUCUCACGACGGCCGGGCGGGUUGCGCGGCAAUCUACAUCGCCCCCGAACACCGCGCGGCUUUCGACUGGAAGGGUCUGCUCGAGCAUAGUCGGAAGGGGUUGCCACGAUAUGCUGUUCCGGUGUUCGUCAGGGUGUUGCAGGAGCAGGCGCCUAUGCAUAAUAAUAAGCAGAACAAAGUGCCGUUGCGGAAGGAAGGGGUGGAUCCGAAGAAGGUGGCGGAGGGCGAGGCGGGGAGUGGGGAUGUGUUGAUGUGGGUGCGCCCAGGAGGGGAUGUGUACGAGCCUUUCACAGCGAGCGAUUGGGAGGGCCUUGUUGGCGGCAAGGCAAGGCUGUGA